Cladophialophora yegresii CBS 114405 is the source of this 1074-nucleotide messenger RNA. RefSeq lists its product as uncharacterized. Gene Ontology annotation, molecular function: hydrolase activity, hydrolyzing O-glycosyl compounds; glycosyltransferase activity. The transcript is spliced from 2 exons. NCBI's taxonomy places the organism in Eukaryota, Fungi, Ascomycota, Eurotiomycetes, Chaetothyriales, Herpotrichiellaceae. Gene Ontology annotation, cellular component: fungal-type cell wall. Bases 1 to 1074 code for a protein of 357 amino acids. The record is from RefSeq and is a predicted model, not a curated record. Gene Ontology annotation, biological process: fungal-type cell wall organization; carbohydrate metabolic process.
AUGACUGUCCGGUAUAGCGUAUGGCUGAUCUUAGUAGUCACCGCAGCCUGUCCUCCGAUCCCUGGUUUAACCACCAGUACAUAUUUCAUGGAUUUCACCCAACAAACGACGACCCCUCCGGACUGGAUCCUUGCGGACUAUGCAAAGGUGGAUUACGCCUCCCCCAACGGUGCGAACUUCACAAUCGCCAAACGGAAAGAGGCCCCUUAUAUCUGGUCCCGCUUCUACGUUCACUUCGGUCGCAUUGAGGUCGUGAUGAAGGUUGCUACAGGUGGAGGCAUCAUUACAGGCGCAGUGAUGAUGUCUGACGACCUGGAUGAGAUCGACUGGGAAUUUUCGGGCAACAACUUCGGUAAAAGUAGCGGCUCCGUCUUGACCAAUUAUUUCGGCAAAGGUCAAAUUGGUUGGUCCGAUCGCGGUGCUUACCCUGCAGUUGACGCUCCUCAGGAUAAAUUCCACACAUAUGCUCUCGACUGGCAACCUGACCGCUUGGUCUGGUCCAUUGACGGUGUCACGGUGAGGACGCUGAACAACAACGGGGCAACCACUGGUUCGUACCAAUACCCACAAACGCCAUCUCGGCUCCAUCUGGGUAUGUGGUGCGCCGGAGACCCAGACCAGGCCCCGGGUACGGUCCAGUGGGCUGGUGGCUACACCGAUUUCAGCACCGCUCCAUUUUCUGCCUUUGUCAAGUCCGUUCGAAUCACGCCCAGGAACGCUUGCUCCAGCUACAACUACCCUUAUCCGUUCGAUGGGACGUACAAAUCAGUGCAGUGCUCAAAUCAGACAGUUACCCUGCCUUGCACAUACGCAGUUGUCGCAGGCGACGACGGCGAUAAGAUCGCGAAGAAGUUGACGGUCAACUUUGAUACUCUGAAGAGUGUUAAUCCCGGGGCAGGUCUUGACGGUUCCUGGUGGGACCUGCACAACAUCUUCGACCACUACUUCGAUGCCAUCGACAAGCAGCACUUCCUCUUCAGCCACUCCAGUCUCAACUACUUCCUCAUCAGUGCCAACUACCACCACAUCAGCACGAACCACAUCGACUUCUUCGAGCAGAACGAUUACUUCUAA